UUCAGGGUGCUAGAAAUGGGUCAUCUGGAUCUCGGAGUGGAGCUCGCACCACGUGCUCUCUGUGUUUAUCAGCAGGGAUUUCUGGGAAGCGGUGCUCAUGGUAACCAACGUAAACACCAGCCACCCUCCUCCUCCUCUUCCUCGUCUCGGCUCUCUGCAGCAGCGCCAAAGCAGGCGAAAAUGGCAAGCAUGGCUCGCAGCGAGGACCAAUAUUAUGAAAAGAUAACAACACUUCAACAAAGCUUGCAUAAAAGGGAGAAACGGAGGCUGGAGCUGGAGAGGGAACUGUUUACUUACUCCAGAUCUGAUAAAAGAAUCUCACAGAUAAAGUGUUCCAAACUGCGCGGUUAUCUCAAGGAAAUCUGUGACAGGGAAGCACGAGCGAAAAUGAGAAACCUUGAGCUUCUGAGAGAUGUGGAGUGCAUAGAAAUUAGCAUGAAGGUAUAUAGUCCUGACCAUGGCCCCCUGCAACAACAAAAGGCUGACAUUCUGAAUAAGAUUUCCAGAUUUAUGGAAGCAAAGAAGAAAAUAGAGCAAGAGGUUGAAGCAGCAAAGGGUGAAUCUGCACAUAGACAGUACCAGGACAUCUCUCUCUCUCGCUCAGCUAAGGAUUUUACACAACCACCAGCAGUAAUUUUUAUGGGCCGCCAGACCUCCAGAGGGUCUGACGCUGAGGCUGGCACCACAAGUGUACACUUACACCAAGCAUUGCAUCGUUCACCCAAUCGCAGCAUGCACUCCCGCAAACGUCUACCAAGUGGCCUUUUGAAGGACUUCAGAGUUGGCGGAGAGGAUGCCGCCAGCAACCGAGCACAUUUAUCAGAUGACAUUUCAGGCUCAAACGAUUCUCCUGACGGCUGUAAUUUGAGUGACAAACAUGAAAGAACGAUGGCGGUGCUCCCAGCUGGCAAUGUGCCUUUUGGAAGUGAUGAUGAACAAGAACCUUCACCUCUUGUGACCUUGACGAGGCCUGAGAGGAAUCGGGCUCCCAGCAGCAGCAGCAGUAGCCCCAUAAGGGUUGAGAAUUCCCCCGCAGAACACACUGACUCCCGAGAGGUGGCUCAUCAGCCACCCUUAAAGGAAGAUGCAGAGAGAGGUCUCAGACAUUUGAUGCCUGAAACCAUUUUUGGAAAAGAAUCUCAAGAUACACCAGGUAGACGUGAGAGCGUCAGCACACCGAGUUCUGAUGUGCAGCUGUCAGAGAGCAGUGCUAGUGACCUGUCCAUUUCUCUGACACAAUCUGAGCUGGAGGAGGAUCUACCCGAGGGUGUGGCACCUGAGAGGAACGCCACUUCUGAAUGGAGUGAUGACCAAAAUCAGCACAGUCCCGAAUCAUCCCUCCACUCUGAUGGAUCCAAGAACACACCUCAAUUAAACUGUGAAACCACACCUCCAGCUGUGGAAAGACUCUCCCAGGAAGGACUCUUUAAUCUUCUAGACAGCAUCGAAGGACGACUCCAUGGUGAACAGACAAGUGUGUACGGGGAUUCUUCUAUUGAUGGAAUGCAACUCAAUAGAAUUAUCAGCCUUUGUAACGGUGGAGCAGACUUGAAUGACGAGGACCUUGAAGCAUGUGGAGCAGUCGUCCUUCAUGAGCUUCAGAGGUUGUCAUGGAGCACAGCAAAGGGCUGCCUGCUACCACAGGAUCUAGUGAAUGCUCACCAGUCCAGCACUGAGCCUAAUGAAAUAAGCACCAGCCUCCCUCCUGAUGCCGCUCGGCUGUGGGAUCGCUGGUUCAAGCACGCCCUUCUGCUCAAGGAGCGCCGUGUCCUCAGCACUGAGCGCUCGGUCCAGCUGUUCACGCCGCUGCUGCUGGAGCGCCAUGCCACCUACAGCCAGCAGGCCAAAGUGUUGCUGAGGACACUUCUGUCCCGGUCCAGUGAGGAGUGCCCCUCAGCAGUGGACGAGAGUGACUUGUCUUCCUCGUGUGGCCCUUCUUCACUACUGGCUGACGGCGGAGAUGCGAAGCCUGCCAGGCCGGUACAGAAGCAAUGGAUCCAAGAACUACAAAGUACUGAAGAGGACAGCCAGGACGAAAGCCCUGUGGAAAGUGUUCCUAUUAGAGAGACAAAAGCAUAUCAGUUACUUAAACAAUCAGCCAUGCAGGAAAGGCUGCAGAGUUCUGAAGAGGAGGAGGAAGAGGAUGGCCUCUCAGGAAUAAAUCAUGGCCGUGAAGAGGACCUGGGGAGGGCCAAACGCUCCUCACAUCAAGACCCUUACCCUCGACUGCCACCGGUCAGGAGGAGAGCGCCUGUGUUGAAAUCAUUGGCCAGAUUCCUCUUCCUCUGAGCUGCAGUACUUACUCAUCGCCAGCAGAGAGCACUCACACGUUAGAGAGUGCCCACUCAUGGUGCACUCACAGUUGCCUCUCACUGUUUGCCCCCACUGAGGGCUAUACGCUGCUACCAUUCAGGCCUGUUAGAGUACAUCUAAACAGAGCCUAAACAAUGUUGCUGUGGGGUCAUAGCUGGGAUGGGAGUAGGAGUUGAUGGGAAUGAUGAGGUGAUGGGUCUCCCUUUACCUUUAGACAAGCACCGCUGCGCAAAAGUGCUAUUGUGCUAUUAGCAUUUGUGUGUGGGUGGCAGGAGCUUAAAAAAAGCCAGGGUAAAUAAAAGCAGCUUUCUGCCUAUCGGUGUGUGCAAGCCAGUAUUAAAUGCUUGGUAAGCAUUAUUUCCUCUGUCAGUCUUCACAUCCUCUAAUGUAGCUGUAGGAUUAUAGGUGACAUCUGAUUUUAGUGACUUUAAGAAGCAUAGCCUAGUUUUACAAGGCAAUUAUAAUGAUGAUAUGUUGUGUAUUAACAUGUUUGGGCCACGUGCUGUUAAAUAUUGUUUGUCAGUAUAUUACUAUAACACUGGACAUAUUUGUAUAGCCUUAAACUGUACUACAUGAAUAUACUUGAUAUUGUUUCAGCUUUAGAUGUCUUCUUUGACUUCUAAAUAAUACAGCUGACAAUUAACCACACUUGUACUUGUCAGCAGUAGUAUUUUUUUAAAAAUUUUUUUGGUAAUUUGUUCCACAGUAGAGAAGUCUGGUGCUGCUAAGAUACCAUGAAGGAUUCAGUACAGCAGAAUCAAGUUGCCUUUCUCAGGGGCAAACAAAGCAAAAUGUCACAAAGAACAAAAAUGAAGAGAGUGCUGCACUGGAUCUGAAAAUGUAGCGGAUAGUUUAAAAAAGGGCUUUUUGUUUAACUUACAUCAGAUUGCUUGGGUUUUCAGUAAGAUGAGUAAUCAUUGUUUUACUCUUAAACAAACAUGUCACUUUUUCUCUAUUCCAGAGCAGCAGUACCAGUUUCAUAAUGUGCCAGUGAUAUGAGAGAAGAUGAUUGUCCCAGAUUUAUUUUUUUAAUUUAUUUUUUGCACAGUGUAUAUCAAUGUAAACAUGAGUCAGCAUAUCUUGUAUUUUUACAAGAAAAUAUGUAGAUUUAGUCGAUAGAAAAACCACCGUGGUAUAAAUUGACAACACAAGACAAGUUUAAUGAAGGGAAUUUACUGACAACACCAAAAAUCAAGCUCCAACUGUGUAAUGUGCUUAAAACACGUCAUACAAUUUUAAGGGUGGUUGUGGACUCAGCAAUGUACAGCAGACGCAAAAACUGUUAAAACAUGAGAUAAACAACAAUAUGAAACAAUUGCAAAGGCCAGAGAAAGAGAAUGAGGGAGGCAUAGGAAAAAAAGAGGACAUUACAAUAGCUGUAAUUUGCAUCAUUUUACACAUUAGAUUCACCUCUGUCUACCAGAGCUUGUAAAACACUGGCCAGCCCAGUCUUACAUAUUCAGAUCAUUGCCUCAAUUAAGGGAAACUCAGCAGAAGAUGAACUGGCAUAAAUGUUUAUGGAAACGGAAUAUUAGAUUGGUGGGGUCAGAUCCAGACUGGGCUCUCUAUGGUAAUAGCCCUGUCUUGAAAUCAGUCCUGUCCCUCACUGAAGUGGAACAGCUGAUAGACCAUUCCCAUCCCGGGGGGAAGUUCGAGAAAAGAAAAGCCCAAUUUACUCUCCGUAACAGCUAUUAUUGUGGCAAAGGAGAGGAAGUAAUCGUAUAGAUUAUUGCUGUAUUUUUGCUGUAGCAGGGUCUGGUUGAGAUCUGUUGCCUAACAGGUACAAAUAGAUGUACUAGUCCCCAUGGUUUAGUUGUGCUUCGAUAUCUAUUCAGUUUAAAAAGAUGAAUGUAGCAGGCAGAUUUU
Molecule: messenger RNA, 4179 nt
Organism: Thunnus maccoyii (southern bluefin tuna)
Lineage: Eukaryota; Metazoa; Chordata; Actinopteri; Scombriformes; Scombridae
Gene: kiz
Product: kizuna centrosomal protein
Exons: 14
Coding region: 16-2289 (757 amino acids)
Biological process (GO): spindle organization
Cellular component (GO): centrosome
Source: RefSeq, a predicted model, not a curated record